Molecule: messenger RNA, 2945 nt
Organism: Brassica napus (rape)
Lineage: Eukaryota; Viridiplantae; Streptophyta; Magnoliopsida; Brassicales; Brassicaceae
Exons: 3
Coding region: 256-801 (181 amino acids)
Source: RefSeq, a predicted model, not a curated record
UUUAAUAUAGAUAUAUAAAACCAUAUCUAGAGGAUGCUAUAUAGAAUAAAAAUUUAAUUAGUAUAUACAAAUCAUUCAUCAAAAGAUCUUCUAUAUAUACAAUGUACUCACAAACCUCACAGCAUCUUCUUCAAUAUACGAAUUAUAUCCCCAUCUUCUCUAUAUAUUACUAUUUACUCUUUAAUCAAGUUAACUUUAAACCCCUAAAAUCAAUAAAGGAGAAAGACAAGAAGAGAGACCUAAAAAACAGAAACAAUGUCUUAUUCUUACCUCAAACUGUCAAUCUUUCUCAUUCUCUCAUCUCUUCUUCAUGCCGCUUUAGGGGAGGGAAUCAUUUGCGAGAACCUGCCCACGAAUAUAUGCGCGUUCUCGAUAUCGGCUUCCGGGAAUAGAUGUUUGUUGGAGACAGCUAACGUUGCAGGAGAAUACACUUGCCGGACUUCCGCGGUGGAGGUUGAAGGGAUUGUAAACCACGUGGAGAGCGAUGAGUGUGUAGCUGCUUGUGGGGUUGAUCGGAAAACAGUGGGGAUCUCGUCGGACGCAAUGAUGGAGGCAGGUUUCGCCGCUAAGCUUUGCUCUCCGGCUUGUUUGGAUUAUUGUCCUAACAUUCUCGAUCUUUAUUUCAAUCUCGCAGCCGGUGAAGGUGCAUUUUUACCUGAUCUAUGUGAUGCUCAGCGGAUAAAUCCUCACCGUUCAAUGUUGGAAAUGCUCAGUUCCGGUGCCGCUCCUGGGCCUUCCGAGCCUAAUUCAGGUCCUGUCUCCGACACCUCAGCCCCUGCUCUAGCUCCGGCCGCUAUGUAAAAGUAAUGUUAUUAAUUUCACGUGUGUCAUGAUUUAUGUUUAAUAUUGAUUCAUUUGAGAAAGAAGACGAAACGGAGUGAGUUUGAUUUUUGGUUCUUUUCCUUAACAUUUUCCCAUAUAGUAAAAACUUUUGUCAUAUCUUUACUCUGUUUUCGUGUUAUAUGCCAUGUGCAGUUGCAACUUUUUUUUUUUUCCAUCUAAAUUUUAUUUAAAGGCAAUAGCUCAAAAACAAAACCAUACAACAAGGCUCAUCUUCUCAAAACCUAAACCAAAUGACCAAAUAAAACCCAAACACAAAACAGGGUCUUCGGCCCAAACUACCUAAUCGGCCUAACCGACGAAAACACACCAACAAAACGCGUGUUAAGAUUAACGAAAAAGAAGGACACGUGUCAACCUUUAACAUCAAGGGAAGACACACGUCACCCAACCAAACACCGUCACCGAACGUGACCGAAUCACUAAGUUAGCGUCGGCGAAGACGAGAAAGAACCGCAAGAUUCGCCGGACCACGCCGGAAUCAUACCCACAACACCGAAAUCAACCGGGACCUUAACCAGAGCCACCGAAUCUACCUCCAACGACUGUAUUGGAAGAUUGUUGGAAUCAGCUUCUUCAAUCGAACGUGAUGGAGAGCUCAAUCGAAAAACGAAAUCGAGAGCUCAUCCAAGCUCAGGCCCUCACACACCAAGAACACGUCACACAUCUCGGUCGCACCAACCCAAACAUUUGAUACUAUAACCAGCGAUCACCACCGCAGACGACCGAACUGGCUCAAGAUAGAGCACAUAAACGCCGUCAGAGCUUCAUCGCCGUGAAACGGAAGCCAGAUAGUUCCGCUAGAGGGAGCGCGAACCACUAGAAACAAGAGCCGGCUACACGCCGUCGAGAGGACCACCGUGUACCAGAAUCGAAAUUUUUCACCGUCGAAGGGACCACCGCGACUCUUAAUCUCUCGGAAUCUCAGAGAGAGAAGAGAGAGAAAAAGUCUACCAUCCCUGAUUAGUUUAUAACAAUGGAGAAAUCUAUAGUAUUGUGCAGUUGCAACUUAAUACCUCGAUGCUUAAUACCUCGAUUAUAACAUCUAUUUAAUAAAUACGAACAAAUGUCUUUCAGUUUAUGGUUCAAUUUCUCUUGAAGCUUAUCCUGGUGCUUUUUAUAUAAAAUGGUAAAACGUAAAGUUGAAUUGUAUAUAAAAUGAAAAAACCUAAAGUUGAGCUGUAUUAUAAAAGUGAGUUUGCUCCAAUGUAUACUUAUGAUAGAGUUCAUCUAUUUAUAGACAAAAAUAUAGAAAACUGAUAUCUUCAUUUUUAAAUAUAAAGGCAAAAAAUAGGAUUCAUUUAUAUUUUUGUAUAUAAUUAAAAAUCUUAUUAUAUAUGCAUACAUUAGAAAAAAAAUCAAACUUUGCAACAAAAAUCUCUAUUUCAGAAAAAAAAUAUAGAAAUGUACACCGGAAAUGCUUUAAGAGAACGAACUUACAUUGCACGUACUCAUGAGCUUAACUUGUAGCUCAUGUAAUAUGGAACGGGUUUGUAUUUUCUUUUGCUUUAUUUUUGCAAAUGGUUAAAACAUUUAUGGGAAACCAAAACAAAAUCAGCUGCACCUAUACUAUGCCACUAAGACCAUUUCCAUUUCACCUCUAUUUUAAAAUUUUUUAUUAUAAAAGUAAAAUAGAAAUGAAUUUUUUGCUCUGUUGUAUUUCUCUAUUAUAGAGAAAUGGUAAAUUUGCCUCUGUUAUGAAGGAACACAUUAGGACAAAAUUUCAAUUCUCUAUAAUAAAAAUCUCUAAAAUAAAAAUGGUUAGAGAUAUCCUAAGUUACAGGAGAGAUUAUGAGCCGCAGUCUUUUUUUUUUUUUGUAAAAAAGGCUUUCAUUAAAAUUUAAAACAAAGUACAGAUGUGAUUUGUUAAAUCACAUAAUUUGAGAAAGUGUGAUACAUGAAGUAGACAUAAAAAAGAGCUAUAAAAGUUUGAAAACUUAGUACAACUCUUAGCUUAACUAAACUAAAAAGGAUAUUAAUGCGCUUGAUAGGAACCUCGACCUCUACGGCCUCGUUUUCCUUUUCCACGAACUGUCAUCCAUCCCAUAUCUUGGUACUUUUGUGUCGGUUUGAUCAACCGACCCCCUCUUGUCAUGCUUCCAACU